AUGCCAGUUGAUGUAGUAGAGUUGAACAAAAUAAAGAAAGACUUUUAUGGAAUUGCUCAUUUUCCAAACACUGUUGGGGCAAUAGAUUGUACACACAUUAGAAUGAAAGCACCAACCACCGCCGAACACAUAUACGUCAAUCGCAAAAACUAUCAUUCCAUAAACAUUCAAGGAGUAUGUGAUUCGACUUUGAAAUUUCUAAAUGUAGUUGCAAGAUGGCCCGGAAGUACUCAUGAUGCAUUUAUAUGGUUUAAUUCGGAAUUGAAACGUCUGUUUGUGAACGGCACGAUAACUGAAGGAUGGUUAUUAGGAGACAGUGGAUACCCAUUGCGCCCAUGGCUGUUACAUGUAACACCCGUGUUAAACCACUCUCAGGCUAAGGAGAGAUACAACACAGCCCAUAUCCGUACAAGAAACGUGAUAGAGAGAGCUUUUGGUGUGCUUAAAGCUCGUUUACGGUGCCUGGACAGUAGCGGCGGAACACUUCUGUACAAUCCCGGAAAGGUGUGCAAAAUAUUUGUUGCGACAGCAGUGCUACACAUGUGCAUCAUCGAGAGAAUCCCACUCCCUGAAGGACGUGAUCCCCACGAUAAUUGA
Saccostrea echinata is the source of this 597-nucleotide messenger RNA. Its product is annotated as putative nuclease HARBI1. The record is from RefSeq and is a predicted model, not a curated record. The coding region runs from base 1 to 597 and encodes 198 amino acids. NCBI's taxonomy places the organism in Eukaryota, Metazoa, Mollusca, Bivalvia, Ostreida, Ostreidae. The transcript has a single exon.